Caenorhabditis angaria is the source of this 1119-nucleotide messenger RNA. Lineage: Eukaryota; Metazoa; Nematoda; Chromadorea; Rhabditida; Rhabditidae. The record is from the annotation of a GenBank genome assembly.
AUGCGCGCCGAAUUUCUCCUAAUCGUCUUAUCGAUUCUCGUUUUUUGGGCUGAAACUGGUAGGAUUUUCAGAAUUUUCAGCCAAAAAAAAAAUCUGAAAUUUUCAGCACCGAUUCAAAAACGUCAAGACGAUGCGGAUUGGUGGAAUUCCGAUUCUUCAUCUGAAAAUUCCAGAGACUAUGAGGAAUUUCUGGCGUGGAAGAGACGAAGGAACAAUUAUUUGAGGCGAAAACAGUGGGUUACUGUAGAUUUUUGGGUCCGGGUUACUGUAGGGCUACUGUAGAGCUUCAAUUUGAUACCAAACAUGGCUAGGUUUGGGUUACUGUAGCAAUUUUUCUUAGAAAUUCGGUUUUUGUUAUUUUUUAUCAGGUGAUCGAAAAAAUGUUAUGACGUGGCAAUUGAGUACUGUAAUUUUUUGAAUUUCAAAUUUGAAUCCAAAAAAGCCUUGGAUUACUGUAGAUUCCAAAAAAUGCGAGGAAAAAUCCGAAAUUUUCAAAAAAAAAGUACCAGAAAAUUUUACGUUUCAAAAAUGUGUGAUAAAAAUUUUGAUUUGUGAAAAAAUUUUGAUUUAUGCAUUUCGUGAAGCCUGAGAAGCCUAAAGAAGCCUAAAGAAGCCUUAAAAAGCCUGAAAAACCUAAAGAGCCUGAAAAGCCUGAAAAGCCUAGAGAGAAAGAGAACUUCCAAAAAUUUCAAAAAAAAAAUGUACCAGAAAAUUUUACGUUUCAAAAAUGUGUGAUAAAAAUUUUGAUUGAUGCAUUUUGUGAAGCCUUAGAAGCCUUAAGAAGCCUAAAGAAGCUUAGAGAAGCCUAAAAAGCCUAGAGAAGCCUAAAAAAGCCCGAUUUUUUCCAGAUACAACUACAAUUCCUCGCGCUGGCGUGACUAUCACUACCACUAUCACGAACCAUCACAAAACUACAAUUAUCACAACUCUCCUGGAUAUUCAUCGGGUUACGGUAGUGGGUACGGUAGUGGAUAUUAUCCGGGUUACGGUGGAGGUUACGGUGGCGGAUACGGUUCAGGCGGCGGAAUUUUCAGUCUUGGAUUCACGCGAGGUCUGGGAAUCUCGACGCCGAUUGGUGGAUUUGGAAUUGGAAGUGGAUUCGGGAUUGGGAUCGGAUAA